Manis pentadactyla (Chinese pangolin) is the source of this 3976-nucleotide messenger RNA. RefSeq names its product HHIP like 2 (gene HHIPL2). NCBI's taxonomy places the organism in Eukaryota, Metazoa, Chordata, Mammalia, Pholidota, Manidae. Bases 1328 to 3529 code for a protein of 733 amino acids. The record is from RefSeq and is a predicted model, not a curated record. The transcript is spliced from 10 exons.
AUACAUUCUAGGUAGGAAGAUACAUGUCUUAUGUCCAAGUUUUUUUUUUUUAAUGCUGUGCUAUAAUCCUGUUAACAGAGUUAUUUAGAAUUAUUUUCUGAAAGGCAGGCAUUCCUUUGGGGCUCAAUAUUUUUCAUGGAUAAAGGAAAACUGAAACAUAAAUGCCAAAAAAACUAAAAAAGUGCCCUCAGGUCCUGCCUGGAAUGGGAGAAUGCACUCAUUCUUACACAUCCCAGGGCCAGAUGGUUACCUCCCAUUUCUGAGAAGGUCAUGGUGCUGUGAAUUCACAGGCUGAAGUGAGUCCAAGUGUUACUCCUCUUGCCCUAAGGCCUCCAGAAGGAUGACCUUAUCUGACCUUUGAGCAAACAAUCCUGUGGAAACCGUACAGUCACCCUUGAGUUGUUUAUGUUUUCAAAAGCAACAUUCAACUAGGUAUGCUAUUGAAACAGUACCAACAGGAAAGCAGAGAUGUGUUGGCAGUUAUUCUAACUUCGCCCUCUUCCUGACUUUUCACUUAGUCAUACAAAUGUUUGUAUUUUAAAUGUUAUUUUGGGCCUUCAUAAUCCACAGCAUGGUGAGUGCAGACUUGGCUAGAUUGAGGCUCACUAUACCCUCUUGAUGACAUCCUGGCAAACGUUGUUUGUAGUGAUGAAUGGGAGAGCCAGUGAGCCCUCCAUAGAUGCCCAUUUGGACCAAGAAGAAUCUGUGAUUUCCUUUGUAUUUCAAAUGGCAGUUUUUGCCAGUAAGGAAGUGUGAGGGUGGAGUGGAACCAUGGAAAGUACCAGAAGGAAAGUGAACCCAGGUACCAAACGUCCCUUGUGGGCCUAUGCCCUGUUCCUGCUGCCGUCUGGGCUUGGGGCUGUGCAGAGUUGGAAAUAUUCACCCACUCAAUAGAGAAAUAUUAACGAAAGGUCUGUCAACACAUAUCUUUCCAGGUCACGGGGCCCAUGCAGCUCACCCUGCCUCCCCCCAGCCCCCUGCAUCUCCCCAGGAGACCUGAGUUCCUUGGGGCCAGGGCCAUUCAGCACUGAAGGAACGUUUGACUCUUGCCUUCCACAGUCUCAUGUCUGGGACUUCCGAACAUGUGGUUUCGCUGUGAGACUCUGGGCCACUCAGUUUGGGAAGAGACCAUAAACAAAGUGUGAAUUUCCCCUUCCCUCCACUGCAGGAACUGUUUGCAGUUUUCACAGCACCUCUACCAUUGACCCAGUUGUACCUCUUUGCUAAGCAGCCAGGCACCCCAAUAAUUCAGUGGUAGGGUCAGGAUUUGUGCCAGCUUCAUGUUUAGAAGAGACUGGAGGGCACAGGGACACCUCUGGCUUUUCACAUGAAACACUUAGCCACCCAGUGCACAGAGGGACACUGCUUGGAGGACACCUCGGUGAACUUGGGACACCCCCAGUGCCUGGAUUAUGGGCCCCCUUUCCGGCCCCUGCUGCACCUCGAGUUUUGCUCUGACUACGAGUCCUUCGGCUGCUGUGACCAGCGGAAGGACCGCCGCAUCGCUGCCCGGUACUGGGACAUCACGAACUACUUUGACCUGAAGGGGCACGAGCUGUGCGGAGGUUACGUUAAAGACAUCCUUUGCCAGGAGUGCUCGCCCUAUGCAGCCCACCUCUACGAGGCUGAGAACCCGCAGACACCCCUCCGGAACCUUCCCGGCCUCUGCUCUGACUACUGCUCAGAAUUCCAUUCCAACUGCCACUCUGCCAUCUCCCUGCUGACCAAUGACCGUCGCCUCCAGGAGUCCCACAGAGAGGAUGGCGCACACUUUUGCCACCUCCUCAACCUCCCCGACAAGGAUUACUGCUUCCCUAAUGUCCUGAGGAGUGACCAUCUCAACCGCAACCUGGGUGCGGUGGUCGACCGUCAGGGUUGCCUGCAGCUCUGCCUGACGGAGGUGGCCAACGGGCUAAGGAACCCUGUCUGCAUGGUCCAUGCUGGGGACGGCACCCAUCGCCUCUUUGUGGCCGAGCAGGUGGGGGUGGUGUGGGUCUAUCUGCCUGACGGGAGUCGCCUGGAACAACCCUUCCUGGAUCUCAAGAGCACUGUGUUGACCACCCCGUGGAUUGGGGAUGAGCGAGGCUUCUUGGGGUUGGCUUUUCACCCCAAAUUCCGCCGCAACCGCAAGUUCUAUAUUUAUUAUUCAUGCCUGGGCAAGGAGAAGGUGGAGAAGAUCCGGAUUAGUGAGAUGAGGGUUUUUCGGGCUGACCCCAACAAAGCCGACCCCAAAUCAGAGAGAGUCAUCUUGGAGGUAGAAGAACCAGCGUCAAAUCAUAAUGGUGGCCAACUUCUUUUUGGCCUGGAUGGCUACAUGUAUAUAUUCACUGGGGAUGGAGGACAGGCUGGGGAUCCAGAUGGCAAGUUUGGAAAUGCUCAGAACAAGAGUUCUCUGCUGGGAAAAGUGUUAAGGAUCGAUGUGAAUGGGGCAAGGUCAGAUGGCAAACGGUACCGCAUUCCCCACGACAAUCCGUUUGUUUCUGAGCCAGGGGCCCAUCCUGCUAUCUACGCCUACGGGAUCAGAAACAUGUGGCGCUGUGCUGUGGACCGAGGGGACCCCGUCACUCACCAGGGCCGAGGCCGGAUGUUCUGUGGCGAUGUGGGACAGAACAGGUUUGAAGAAGUUGACAUCAUUGUUAAAGGCGGGAACUACGGCUGGAGGGCGAAGGAGGGGUUUGAAUGUUACGACAAAAAACUUUGUCACAAUGCCUCUUUGGAUGACAUUCUGCCAAUCUAUGCUUAUGGCCACGCAGUGGGGAAGUCAGUCACUGGAGGAUAUGUCUACCGUGGGUGUGAAUCCCCAAACCUCAAUGGCCUCUACAUCUUUGGAGACUUCAUGAGUGGUCGACUUAUGGCUUUGCAGGAAGAUAGAAAAACCAAGAAAUGGAAGAAACAGGACAUUUGCCUGGGCAGCACGGAGUCCUGUGCCUUCCCAGGGCUGAUCAGCACUUACAGCAAGUUUAUCAUCUCUUUUGCUGAAGAUGAAGCAGGGGAGCUCUACUUCCUGGCCACCUCUUACCCAAGUGCCUACACACCACAUGGAUCUAUGUACAAAUUUGUUGACCCAUCAAGGCGAGCACCGCCAGGCAAAUGCAAAUACAAGCCAGUGCCGGUGAAAACCAAGAGCAGGCGGGUCCAGUUCAGACCACUUGCCAAGACGGUUUUGGACUUGCUGAAGGAGCAAUCCGAGACAGCUGCUAGAAAAUUACCCCACAGAACUUCAGCUUCCCGCCCCCACCAGGCCUCAUCUCGGAAAGGCUCCUCCAAGAAGCCGGCUGCUUCCACGAGCAGCAGGAAACUGUUUCAAGGGCCUGGUACAAAAAAGAGAGCCAGAGUGUGGGCUCCAGGGCCCCAGGGGGAGAGGAAGAAGAGCCUGAGACCCCAGAGAGGCAGGGGAAGCCCGUCAGCGCAGCGGAGAGCUGGCAGAAGCCUCCCCAGGCCUUUUCUGUCAAGGUGGCCGAGCAGCGGACAGGCAAGGGGAGGCCCACUCCGCCGCGCGGGAGCUGCUGCUGCUCAAUUUGGACCUUAGAUGCAUUGGAAGUUGGGCAUGGAGGUGGGGCUGGCGGGCAGAACUUGACUUGGGGCUGGUGUGGUUUUCCUCUCCAGGGAACCCUGCUGUCUGAAUGGACGCCCUUUGUCUGUGUGGAGCCCAAGGCCCUCGUUGCCAGUGCAUCUGGCUAAUUGUGUGCCCUAGUCCAUAAACCUGCUCGGAAUCCCACUCGAGGUCUCUAUCGUGUUUUGUAAAUGCCUACAACCCAAGGGAAUAAAUCAACGCUUACUCAAACACACACAUAUCCCUGGAUCCCCUGGAGGUUUGUCUGGCAUUAGGAUAUCUGGUGUGCCUCAUCAUUUGGCCUAAGGAGCACGUUUCACCCUCCUGCCUCAUCCCGGGUCUAAGAGGAGGCUUAUAGGGACAGGUUUCCAGGGAGAGCCCCUCUAAAAUCCUUUGUCCCAGAUUGUGAAGCCACUCACUGUA